Etheostoma cragini (Arkansas darter) is the source of this 3364-nucleotide messenger RNA. RefSeq names its product collapsin response mediator protein 1 (gene crmp1). Gene Ontology annotation, molecular function: hydrolase activity, acting on carbon-nitrogen (but not peptide) bonds, in cyclic amides. Gene Ontology annotation, cellular component: cytosol; cytoplasm. The transcript is spliced from 14 exons. The record is from RefSeq and is a predicted model, not a curated record. NCBI's taxonomy places the organism in Eukaryota, Metazoa, Chordata, Actinopteri, Perciformes, Percidae. Bases 121 to 2151 code for a protein of 676 amino acids.
UCAAGCAUCAGAGCGCGCUUGAGAGGCGGGGCUGUCCGUGACCUGGUUAGACGUAAAACAGUCGAGGCUCCUGUCAUCAUUUCAGAUUGGGGGGAGUCUACGUCUGUCGUGGAAGCCACAAUGUCUGACUGCAGAAGAGAGUGGAACCGGGAGGAUGAGCUGCCGGUCUACUUGGCGGGGCCGAUCAACACCGGGCCGAAGCAGAAGAAAACCUACGGGAUGUUCAGCUCCGUGGAGGGGGCGUUCGAAAGCAAGACCAUAGACUUCGAUAACUACGCGGUGGGGAGGAAAGGGAGCCGCACCCCGAGAAGCGGGAGCCGGGAGAGGGUCUUGGACGCUGGUGACCCCAUGGGCAAGACGUCCAGCGAGGCCCGGGAGGGGUCACUGACCAACUCAACCGGAGAGACUGACAAUGCACAUCCCGGUGUUGAGGUCAGAUAUUCAUCCGGUAAAGAAAGCCCAAAUGGGGAGAGUGGAAGACUGUUGAUCAAAGGAGGCCGGGUGGUCAAUGAUGACCAGUCUCUCUAUGCAGAUGUGUACAUUGAGGAUGGGCUUAUCAAGCAGGUGGGGGAGAAUCUAGUUGUACCGGGUGGUAUCAAGGUGAUCGAGGCCAAUGGUCGCAUGGUGAUACCAGGGGGGAUAGAUGUCAACACCUGCUUGAUGAAGCAUUACCUGGGCACACAACCUGCUGAUGAUUUCCUCCAGGGGACCAAGGCUGCACUCGCUGGGGGCACCACCAUGAUCAUCGACCAUGUGACCCCUGCGCCAGGGGAGAGUCUUCUCAAGGCGUUUGAGUGCUGGCAGGAGGCUGCAGAUAAGAAGGCAUGUUGCGAUUACUCCCUGCAUGUAGACAUCCCCCAGUGGAAUGAGAUUGUCAAAGAUGAGUUGGAGCUGCUGGUGCAAGAGAAAGGUAUCAACUCCUUCCAAGUGUACAUGGCUUACAAGGACGUGUACCAGAUGUCAGACUCUCAGCUGUAUGAGGCAUUCUCCUUCUUAAAGCAGCUGGGUGCUGUGGUGUUAGUUCAUGCUGAAAAUGGAGACCUGAUUGCUCAGGAACAGAGAAAAAUCCUCGGAAUGGGAAUCACCGGACCUGAAGGCCAUCCUCUGAGUCGUCCUGAAGAGCUGGAGGCUGAGGCAGUUUUCCGUGCGAUCACGCUUGGCAACCGUGUAAACUGUCCUGUGUACAUCACCAAGGUGAUGAGCAAGAGUGCCGCCGACACUAUCGCCCACGCCCGAAGGAAAGGUUCUGUAGUGUUUGGGGAGCCAAUUACAGCUAGCCUGGUCACUGACGGCUCUCACUAUUGGAGCAGGAACUGGGCCAAAGCAGCUGCUUAUGUGACCUCUCCACCUUUGAGUCCUGACCCCACAACCCCAGACCACCUCAACACACUGCUGGCUUGUGGGGACCUCCAGGUAGUGGGCAGCGCUCACUGCGCUUACAGCACUUCCCAGAAAGCAAUCGGUAAAGAUGACUUCACCCUGAUCCCAGAAGGAACCAACGGAGUGGAGGAGAGAAUGGGUUUCGUCUGGGACAAGGCCGUGGCCAUGGGCAAAAUGGACGAAAACCAGUUUGUGGCAGUCACAUCUACCACUGCUGCUAAAAUCUUCAACUUGUACCCACGCAAAGGCCGGAUAGCGGUGGGCUCAGAUGCUGACAUUGUCAUCUGGGACCCCAGCAGCGUCAAAACCAUCACUGCCAAACUCCAGCAGUCGGCUUCAGAAUACAACAUCUUUGAGGGUCUGGAGUGCCGUGGAGGUCCAGCGCUGGUGUUGAGUCAAGGUCGGGUGGUUUAUGAGGAAGGCAAGCUGCAGGCCCAGCAGGGCACCGGCCGAUUUAUCCCCCGCAAGCACUUCCCAGACUACGCUUACCAGCGCGUUAAAUUCAGGAACCAGGUGAAGAAACAGCAGGGUGUUACUCGUGGGUUGUAUGAUGGCCCCGUGUAUGAUGUGGUUCCUACCCCCAAAUAUAUAACUCCUGCUCCGUCAGCCAGAACUUCACCCAUCUCUCACCAACCACCACCAAUACGCAAUCUUCACCAGUCCAACUUUAGCCUAUCAGGGUCACAGCUCGAUGAUAACAUCCCUCGUAGGUCUGGCCACCGAAUUGUAGCACCUCCCGGUGGUCGCUCCAACAUCACCAGCCUUGGUUGAACAACCUGACUGUGCACAGAGUGUUGUUGUUGUGGGGUUUCAUCUCCUGUGUGUGUGUUUAUGGCUACGAGUGUGACCACACUGGCAUUUAUCAAUAACUUUGUAAUUUUUUUUUUGCACAAUGGUGACACUCUUUUCAGACCAUUAUGAUUUUCAUCCAUUUGCCUUUAGUGCGUGGUCACAGAAAAGAAGCACAAUAAUACUUCCAAUAAAAGAAGAGUGUGGUUUACAAUGAACCAAGUCAUUUAAAACUCACAGGCUCAAGAUUGGGGCACACACACACAGACACACACACACACAGACACACACACACACACACACACACACACACACACACACACACACACACACACACACACACACACACACAUCUGGUAUCAGAUCCCAAAUGUGUACCCAGUGUUAUGUCAUAAUGUUGUUAUCUCCUUCCCAGUCAGCAUGACUUCCUCCUUAUUCUUCCUCACUUUCCACAAAUACUGUGUGGGUCAGCUCAGACAUGGUGCUCCUUUUCACCCUUCUGGUGCCCAGCUGAAGAAAUAACUGAUUUCUCCUGCAUCUGUUUUUCAACAUAUUGGCAAUAUUUGUUUCAAUGUAGCUCAAGUGCAUCAGUUAUACAUAUUGCAUGCACACGUCUUUAGAUGUUGCACUACUUGUGGCUUAUGCUUUGAAAACACAAUGACCUUCACUGUAGAUAGAGCAAGCUGGUACUAGGUUCACAUAUAGACACACAUACAUACAUUUUAAUAUUACUGUGAACUUAUAAGCACUAAAAUCAAUGCAACUUCCUCUCCACCAUCUAUAUGCAAAUGCGUCAAUACUCUCUUAUACAGUGUGAAAGUAGAUAAGCAGUUGAAACAAAUACAAUAACAACUGUGCACUGUAAAAUGAAUAUCUAGAUGGCUGUACCUACAUGUUAGAGUUUCACUGUAAAGACUUGUGUGUGAUAGUUUUCUGACAAUCAUUCAUGCCAGAUAUAGAUCUUUGUUGUAAUGAUAUGCUCAACUCACUGCUGUAAAAGGGCUUUAGCUACCACCCCCGCUUUUCAAAACUUCACUAAGAAUUUUUUAAGCUGUUUUUAAUUUAAUUGUAUUAAUCUGAACGUUUUCUUGGUAAAUUUUGGUGUUUAUAUGCCACUUUGUUUUGUUGCUGUUUUCUGGUGUCUCCAAUGGAACCACUAAUGAUCAAUAAAGACUUGGCUUUUGUCAAAAAUGAU